CUUCUUAAAAUUCAAACGGUUUAGGAGGCCACAGCCCCUCGUUUGUCUUGAGAUGAUGUUAGUGCAGGUUGUCCUGGUCUUGCUGUUUGUGGCCUCCACCUUUGCACAAAAAGAUGUAGUAAUAGACUGUAAAGAUGAUUCAGUCACUGUUAAAUGGAGGCCUGUGUUUAGCUGGGCCCAAAAGGUGGACCCUUCAAAAGCUCGUUUGGGUAGCUGUCCACCCUCAAGUUUGAAUGAAGAUGUGCUGCUGUUCCUAGUUUGGCUGAAUGAUUGUGGCUUCAGAAGACUGAUGAGUGAGGACAAGGUGACCUACACUAAUGUGUUGACAUAUGGAUCAGACCCUGAAGUUCCUCCUGAGCCGGUAGAGUGCAUUUAUGACAUAUCUGGAAAGAGGACUAACUUGGAAAUGAUGGAGGAGGACCAUGUCUUCACUAUGAAGCUUAUGAACAGUGAUUUCAGUGGGCCUGCCCUGUCCUCCAUGUUCACCCUGGGCUCCAGAAUUUCCAUCAAGGCUGAGGUGGAGCAGCAGGGUCUUCAGCAUUUGCAGAUUUACCUGCAGAGCUGUGUACUAGCAACAGCUCCAGACCUCACUCAUGCCAGCCAGGUGCAUACCAUCAUUGCCAAUGCUGGGUGCCUCAUUGAAAGCAAAGAAGGAAACUCCAUGUUCUUGCCAAGACAGAAGCCCUCUGAAAUCCGCUUUUAUUUUCAAGCCUUCAAGUUUGCCUUGGGAGAAACUGUUUUCUUCCACUGUAACAUGGAAGCAUGGGAUCACGAGAGCAUUGGUGACGAUAAAAAGGCUUGCUACUACAUGAAAGAGCAAAGAAGGUGGGAGCUUCUGGAUGAUUCAUACCGAAGUUACAUCUGUACAUGCUGUGACACUGCUUGCAUAAAAAGAACCAGCUUUGAGUCUGGGUCAUCUACAAAGAUGGUUAUUGGACCUUUUACAAUAGUUGAAGCUGCUCAGAACAAUGCAUCAGACACAUACUGGACUGCUGAAGAAGGAUUGAUUGGCGUUCCAGUGUGGGCAGUGGUGGUCACUGUCCCACUAGUGCUGCUAUUAGUGGCUGGAGCCAUUGCAACAGGAUACUACCUGUGCUUUUGGAGAGGUGGAAGACUAGGAUAUCGACCUAGCAGAGAUCUUCUGACAAAAUAUUAAGCUUCUUAAUAAAGAUAAGCAUUCUUAAAGGGCUUA
Messenger RNA from Pygocentrus nattereri (red-bellied piranha), 1192 nucleotides. RefSeq lists its product as uncharacterized. The coding region runs from base 53 to 1156 and encodes 367 amino acids. Gene Ontology annotation, biological process: egg coat formation; positive regulation of acrosome reaction; binding of sperm to zona pellucida. The transcript is spliced from 10 exons. Lineage: Eukaryota; Metazoa; Chordata; Actinopteri; Characiformes; Serrasalmidae. Gene Ontology annotation, cellular component: extracellular matrix. Gene Ontology annotation, molecular function: acrosin binding. The record is from RefSeq and is a predicted model, not a curated record.